UCCCUUCCUCCUCGUUGCCAGCGGCCGCAGAUCGGCACGACGGCGACGGCGACGGCGGCGGCGCGCGAGCGAUGAGCCUGAAGCACCCGCACUCGCAGAUGCUGGACGGGGAGCCGCCUCCGCCGCCGCCGAACCGCCGGCCCCGCGGCUUCGGAUCCCCAUCCCCAGCCCCCGCCGCGGGCGACCCAUCCCCCUCCCCCUCCCCCUCACCCGCGGCGCCUCCUCCUCCGCCUCCGCCUCCUCGCCGGCGCGGCGGCGAGAGGGAGCGGGAGAGGGAGAAGGAGCGGACGAAGCUGCGGGAGCGGCACCGCCGGGCCAUCACCAGCCGCAUGCUGGCCGGCCUGCGGCAGCACGGCAACUUCCCCCUCCCCGCACGCGCCGACAUGAACGACGUCCUCGCCGCCCUCGCGCGCGCCGCCGGUUGGACAGUCCACCCCGAUGGCACCACCUUCCGCUCCUCGCCGCAACCCCUCCCCCCUCCCCCUGCCCCAUUGCCAGGGAUUUUUCAUGUCAAUUCUGUUGAAACCCCAUCGUUUACUAGUGUUCUGAACAGCUAUGCCAUCGGGACGCCAUUAGAUUCGCAGGCUUCUAUGCUACAAACAGAUGAUAGUUUAUCGCCAUCAUCGUUGGACUCGGUUGUUGUGGCAGAGCAGAGCAUAAAAAAUGAGACGUAUGGUACUUCAGAUUCUGUCAGCUCUCUGAAUUGUUUGGAAAAUGGCCAGCUGAUAAAAGCAUCAGCAGCACUGGCAGGUGAUUACACCAGAACUCCAUAUAUACCAGUAUAUGCUUCUCUGCCUAUGGGCAUUAUCAAUAGUCACUGCCAAUUGAUUGAUCCGGACGGCAUACGUGCAGAACUAAUGCAUCUGAAAUCUUUGAAUGUUGAUGGAGUUGUUGUUGACUGUUGGUGGGGGAUAGUGGAAGCCUGGACUCCUCACAAGUACGAUUGGUCUGGUUACAGGGACCUUUUUGGUAUCAUUAAAGAAUUCAAGCUAAAAGUUCAGGUUGUAUUGUCAUUCCAUGGGUCUGGGGAAACUGGAUCUAGUGGUGUCUCUCUUCCAAAAUGGAUCAUGGAAAUUGCACAAGACAACCAAGAUAUAUUCUUUACUGAUCGAGAAGGUAGGAGAAGUACAGAAUGCCUUUCCUGGGGAAUUGACAAAGAGCGAGUCCUUCAUGGGAGAACUGGCAUUGAGGCGUAUUUUGAUUUCAUGAGGAGCUUUCAUAUAGAAUUCAGAAACCUGACCGAAGAGGGCCUUAUUUCUGCUAUUGAAAUUGGAUUGGGUGUUUCUGGAGAGCUAAGAUACCCUUCAUGUCCAGAAAGAAUGGGUUGGAGAUAUCCUGGUAUUGGUGAGUUUCAGUGUUAUGACAGGUAUCUGCAAAAGAACCUAAGGCAGGCAGCCUUGUCACGGGGGCAUCUGUUUUGGGCCCGUGGACCUGAUAAUGCUGGAUAUUAUAAUUCAAGACCACAUGAGACUGGCUUUUUUUGUGAUGGAGGUGACUAUGACAGCUACUAUGGACGCUUUUUCCUUAACUGGUAUUCUGGAAUCCUCAUAGAUCAUGUGGAUCAGGUGCUAUCGCUUGCUACACUCGCAUUUGAUGGAGUGGAAACUGUUGUGAAGAUUCCAUCAAUCCAUUGGUGGUACAGAACUGCAAGCCAUGCUGCGGAGCUUACAGCAGGAUUCUACAACCCUACAAAUAGAGACGGAUAUUCGCCAGUGUUCAGAAUGCUCAAGAAGCAUUCCGUAAUUCUAAAGUUCGUUUGUUAUCAACCAGAAUUUUCAGUUCAGGAGAACAAUGAAGCAUUUGGUGAUCCAGAAGGCUUAACAUGGCAGGUUAUGAAUGCAGCAUGGGAUCAUGGGUUAUCCGUAAGUAUAGAGAGUGUUCUUCCAUGUAUUGAUGGUGAGAUGUACUCACAGAUCCUCGACACAGCGAAGCCUAGGAAUGAUCCUGACCGUCACCAUGUCUCUUUCUUUGCAUACCGUCAGCUACCUCCAUUCCUUUUGCAGAGAGACGUUUGCUUUUCGGAACUUGACAACUUUGUCAAGUGUAUGCACGGGGAGGCUACCCAGAUCAUGGAAGGCUGAUCUCUCUUGGCGUUAUAUGCACAUAAAUUUCGAUUUCUGGACAGGAUUAAAGAAGGGAGCUUGGUUUGGAUGUCAGAAACCAUCGGUGCCCGCGGCAAAUAUGCUGCGUGGUGGUUGUGCUGUUGUUGUGGGUUUUAGAGUGGCCUAAAGCAGGAUAUUUUUUUGAUGCAAAAGGUGGGAGAGACUAUCUUAUAACCAUCUGUAUCUUUAUGUAUAUUAAUUGGAGGCUUUUCGAAAAGCCAGCACAUUAAUCCUUUGACCUAAAAGGGACUAGAAAUUUCCAUGUAAAUCGAAAAAUAUAGAAAUUCUCACAAUCUAAAAAAGAGAAUCUUGAUCA
This is a messenger RNA of Oryza brachyantha (malo sina), 2418 nucleotides long. Its product is annotated as beta-amylase 8. Gene Ontology annotation, biological process: polysaccharide catabolic process. The transcript is spliced from 10 exons. Bases 72 to 2081 code for a protein of 669 amino acids. Gene Ontology annotation, molecular function: beta-amylase activity. NCBI's taxonomy places the organism in Eukaryota, Viridiplantae, Streptophyta, Magnoliopsida, Poales, Poaceae. The record is from RefSeq and is a predicted model, not a curated record.